GGUUAUGAAGGUUCACUGAUUAAGUUAACAUCAAAACAGCCUGUCGGGUUUGUAACUUUUGACAGUCGUUCUGGAGCUGAAGCUGCAAAAAAUGCACUUAAUGGUAUCCGUUUUGACCCCGAAAGUCCCCAGACCCUGCGCUUAGAGUUUGCUAAAGCCAACACGAAGAUGGCAAAGAGUAAGCUGAUGGCCACACCGAACCCCACAAAUAUCCACCCCGCUCUAGGAGCUCACUUCAUUGCACGGGACCCAUCUCUGAUCCCGGCCUCCCCGGAUGCCUGGACCCCGUACCCCCUCUACACCACGGAGCUGACCCCCGGCCUCCCCCACGCCGCCUUCAGCUACCCGGCGGCCGCCGCCGCCGCCGCCGCCGCCGCCGCGCUGCACGCCCAGGUGAGGGACCCCCCGAUGCGCUGGUACCCUACUCCCUCCGAGACUUCCCAGCCUGGAUGGAAGUCACGGCAGUUUUGUUAG
This is a messenger RNA of Menidia menidia (Atlantic silverside), 474 nucleotides long. The record is from the annotation of a GenBank genome assembly. Lineage: Eukaryota; Metazoa; Chordata; Actinopteri; Atheriniformes; Atherinopsidae.